Messenger RNA from Plectropomus leopardus (leopard coralgrouper), 1779 nucleotides. RefSeq lists its product as uncharacterized. The record is from RefSeq and is a predicted model, not a curated record. NCBI's taxonomy places the organism in Eukaryota, Metazoa, Chordata, Actinopteri, Perciformes, Serranidae.
AUGACCGCUUGCAGGAGUCAACUCCGCUGGUGCACGCUGCUUUCUUCGACAGUCAGUUUGACGUGCGGACUUCUCCAAGUUGGCAGUGCCAAAUCAUCCGCAACUUUAUCCACUUUUUCUGCAACGCAAAAAAGCUCAAAAGGUUCAUCAUGGGAGCCCGGUUCAGCAAAGGGCGAGACGCCCCACCAGCCACCAGUGCUGAGGCUGCUGCCGCUGAACAGAAGGCUGCAGCGGAGCCAGCCGCCACACAGCCAGCGGGAGACUCUGGGACACCACAGACUCAGGAGGACGUUAAGACAGAGAAUCUCGAGGUGGUGGUGGGGGAGCAAGUGACACUAAAUGCGUGUUUACCCAAUGAAGAGUGUGUGGCAGAGUGUAAACCUGCAGAAGCCCCCGCUGCCUCAGACCCACUAACUGAUGCUGUACCAGAGGUUGUGGAAAAGGAAACCCCAGCUCCAGUCCAACCCGAGCCUCUCGUCUCAGUCAGCGAACCAUCACCUCCAGAAUCAGAACCUGUUGCUGAAGCUCAGCUCGCUCCAGAACCUGCUCCAGAACCUGUUCCAGAACCUGUUACCGUACCAGAGCCCAUUUCCAUACCCGAGCCAGUUCCUGAACCCGAACCAGUUCCUGAACCUGAGCCAGUUCCUGAACCCACCUCAGAGUCAGCACCAGCCCCAGCUGAGCCUCUGGAGCAGGAGGCAGACCUGCUCCACCAAGAGUCUCUCCCUGAGCCAGAGGUUUCUUCACCCCCUCUGAUCGACCUGGCUGCUCCUGAUGUAACUCCUCCAAUUAUUGACAUUCCUGCCGCCUCAGCUUCCAUCUCUGCCCCAGUCAGUGCAGACGAGCCCUCGGACGUCCCAGUGACCGAGGAAUGCCAAGGCAGUGCUGAGGUUUCUGUGAUUACAGAAAAGAGCAAGGAAACACCCGAAUCUGUGGAUCAGCUGAUUGAGGUGGUGGAGGCUGCAGGUAAUUUGGAGCAACUUGUUGAUGUCGCCAAUGAGGAAGAUGUCCGUGAACUGCUGAGCAACUUAGAGCUGAAAGGAAACGACCUUGUCGCCGACCUCAUUCCCAACGAUGUCAAGAUUCCUGAUGGCAUGGACACCUCCACUGAGCUGAUGUGAAACCAUGGAAGAGUGAAUGGAUAUGUUUCUGUGAAACCCUGUUAACCCCUUAAAUGAAUUCUGAAAGAAUCACAGAUGCAAUAAUUUCUUUCUUCUUACUUAAGUGGCCUUUUAAAGGCAAAACAGAUAUUUCUCUUUCUAAAUGAAUCAAAUGUGCCAAAACGAAAAAAAAAGUUGUUAUGGUGGGGGUUUAACAGCACAGGGGAUUAUGAGUGUACUUAAGUGUUUUGCUGGACAACAGAGAUCUUCCUCUAUGCAAAUUCACCCAUCAGGAAUUUAAAUGAAUUUCUUUGAGAGAGACUUGAGGAAAACAGAGCUUUAUAACAACUCCCUGCAGAGAAAGGUUGAAGAAUGAAAAGAAAAUUUCUUUUCAUGUUCAAAGGGAAAAGCAAAAGCUUUUUGGUGGAUAUGCAAGUCUAAAGCACUUGUAACUGAAUUGAAACAGGCAAGGGACAGUAGCAAUGCAACCAAAGACAGAGACAGUAUAUGCAUACCGCUAUACAGCAGGAAACAAGUGUCCAAUAAACGUUUAUGCCUUAACAAUGUCAUGUUUGGACUUUGUAAUAUUCCUUAUCUUUAUUGUAUUUUCAAUACAAUUCUGGGAUUUGUUAACUCAAAUAGUGGCUUGCUUGUGAAAAUAAAAAUAUUAUUCUCCAUG